Molecule: messenger RNA, 408 nt
Organism: Temnothorax curvispinosus
Lineage: Eukaryota; Metazoa; Arthropoda; Insecta; Hymenoptera; Formicidae
Product: matrix metalloproteinase-2-like
Exons: 1
Source: RefSeq, a predicted model, not a curated record
AUGAUAGCAACGACGACUACGAAAGACGUCGAGAUGGAUCUGUGCAUUUUGCGAAACGUGGAUACCGUAUUGAUAACGAACGGUCGAUUGUACAUCUCGCACGAACGAUACGUGUGGUCAAUCGAUAUAGACGGGAAAACGUACAAGAAACCCUUGCAAUUGACGGACUACAUGAAAUUUCUUCCUAAGAAUUUCACGCGUCUGACGGCCGCGUAUCAGACGUUCUCGGGCAAUAUCAUGCUGUUCGCGGGCAAUAUGAGCUACAUGAUCACUUAUCCGCGUCUAACGCUAGUUUCAACUUGGCCGAGAUCUUACACAGAUCUCGGAAUUCCCGAUACCACCAGGAAGGUCAACGCCGUGCUGAACACGAAUGAAGGACGAACUUUCGUUAUAUACGACGAUAAUGUU